AACUAUUUUAACGCAAUGAAAUUUGGUAAUGCUCCAUUAACUUUGACGAAUCUAAGAAACCAACACACACAUCCAAAUGACGUUCAUCAAUCUCUCGUUGCAUGUAACCUUAAAAAGAGGUUCGGUGAUGUUUUCUGCCACAGUGAUGAUGUCUCCAAAUGCCUGCAGAGAGUCAUCCUCCUGCCCCAUCGCAAGCAAUCUCCAGACAAAGGAAUACCAAACUUGCAUCAUGGUCUAAUUCUCGACAAGAGAUCUCUCUCUCUCUCUCUCUCUCUCUUCUUUUUCUUUAGCCACUCUCCCUUUCUCUUUCCCUUUCUUUUUUAGUAUCCUUGCCUGCAAUCUCCAGACAUUCUUAACUGUGUUGUUGUCUGUCCUCUCGCUUCUCAUACAUCCCACAAAAGCCAGCUUGGACUCGUCAAUGGCCACCGCCACCACCACCACCACCACCCUCAUCAUCAUCACCCAUUGCUCGCAGCUCCUCUCUCUUUUCCUCAGGGCAAGCCUAGAUUCUUGAGCUCCCCGCAACCCCAUCCACCUCGGUCCACUCGCUGCCUUGUUUCUAGCUACCACGCUUUCCUUUACAAAAGCAGCCAAAGGAAGAAUAUUAUUCCUUAAUUGAACUCUCGGAAUCACUUCAGCCCCCUUUGGCAUCUUUUGCUGCCUUCACUAUAUAACCCACCCGGCAUUCUCCUUCCAGACUUAUCGAUUCCCUCUGCUUUCAUGUGCCUGCUUCCUUCUCCCACACUCUCCCAGAAUCACAGUGCAACCCUGGAGUCUUCUUCUUCUUCAUGGAGACUAUUGAGCUGAAGGUGGACAUGGUGGCAUUGCAUGAGAAGAGAUUGAGGAAAUGCCUAUCCAAAGUCAAAGGGAUAGAGAGGGUUGAGGUGGAGGCCAGCAUCGAGAAGGUGGUGAUCACCGGGUAUGCAAACAGGAAUAAGGUCGUGAAGGCCCUCAGGAGAGUGGGGCUGCGUGCUGAGUUCUGGUCUGCGCAUAAUGAGAUACUCAGCACCUAUGCCACUGGAAGCGUCAUGUUCAACACCUACAGUUUCUUUUAGGGAGCCGCAAUGCAUACACAUCCUAACAACACUAUCAUAUCUUUGUUCAUUUGUUUCUUCUGCCUUUUCCUUUGUUUGAGAGGGGACCGGUGGCCAUGUUUUACUGCCACAAGCUCUGAGAAGAGUUAUCUGUGUUCAUCCUAAUAACCCCCCUGUGUUUUCUGUAACUAAGAGGUGGUAAACCAGAUGGUUGAAUUCAGUAGGGAUCUCUGCUCACGGAAUGAUCACAGGAUGAGGAUGGUAUAGCCAUAGAUGAUGUGUGGUGAGGUUCUGCAUGCACACGCAAGGUUUUCUAGGUUACACAAGUCGUCUUCUUCGAGAAACAAUAGGCUGCACACCCAACGUUUUAUGUCAAUGAGCUGGUGGUUUAGUGCACAAGGAAGACGAACCUGCAUAAAGGUGUUAAUGGCGACAUUAAAUGUUAAACUGGAGUGCUACAUCAAGGUUCAAUUCAAACAUAAUUCAAAUAUUAAACUUAUAGUUCUAAUUUGAUCCAAAACAGUAAAUGAAUAAGUGAUUCAACAUAGUUAGGUUCAAAUUAAUAGUAAUAGACCCAUCUAGACCUUGUAAACUCAUAUCUGAUGCCGAGUAAACUGAAGUAUUAUAGCAACUCAAAGCAAUAGGAUGGAUACCAUUGGCUGAAAAAC
Molecule: messenger RNA, 1702 nt
Organism: Musa acuminata AAA Group (dessert banana)
Lineage: Eukaryota; Viridiplantae; Streptophyta; Magnoliopsida; Zingiberales; Musaceae
Product: heavy metal-associated isoprenylated plant protein 28-like
Exons: 3
Coding region: 789-1055 (88 amino acids)
Molecular function (GO): metal ion binding
Source: RefSeq, a predicted model, not a curated record